CAGGAGGGAAAACAAGGCAGCUUCCUUGAAGACACAGAAGGCGUGUCCCAUCAUUAUGUGUGCCAAUUCACAAUUGCAAGGUGGAGCCACGAAGAGCUCCCUAAAAGCAAACUCCUCCACCUGAAAACAGUCACACACUCGCAGAUGAAAGAGCCUCGAACUUACAUUCCUGGACAAGAGUUAAACACCUGAAGCUCUGCUGAAACUAGCUGGACUACCAGGACGACGCUGGGCAGAGAGCACUUCCAGGAGCGUCUUCAUACUGAACAUAAAUGCUGCCGUCAACGCCGGAAGCUAACCACAGCGUCAAAAUGCUUGCCAUUUUAGAGCAGUGGGACCAGGCGUCUGGCUUUCACACAGACUACAGUGAAAAGUAUUUUUUUCUUUUGCUCUUCAAGUGUGGAAUGGACGCAGUGGUCUACUACGUGUGGUGCCGGACACAUUACAAAUCCCUGUUAAGCAUGUGCAGCCUGUCCAUCGCGCUGGCUGACUUUGUGAUGUUGCUGUAUAUGGCGACCAUGUGGUUUCUUGGGGUUGAAAUGUCUGUUGUGUCACCCUGCUUCUUUUUGGCCAACGCUGCAGCGACAUAUGCAGCCCUCCCGCUGCCCAUGAUGGUCCUGGGUUUACUGGAUUACUGUUUAGAAGACACGUGUGUCAGCAACCACAGAACCUCCUGCAAACUCCUCAGGAACGCGGUCCUGACACUGCUGGUUUGGGUGCUUGCGGUUCGUUACUCCUUGACUUCUGUCAGCGCAGAGCCGAUGGAGCUGCACGACAAGACAGGGGUGUCAGCUCUGGUGUGUGAAGUGGAGGAGUCAGCACUGGCUACCUACUUCGUUGUGGCGCUUUUCAGUGCAACAAUUUUCACAAUACCACUGUUUUGGUCAAGUAUUCCCCAGUGGCUGAAAGAGGCUGACAGGUUAUCUGACGCAAGGGAGAAACACGAGAACAACAAGAGCGACUUGUUUGUCACUUCAACCCCCUGCAUGGAGGCAAAAAGCAGUGAGGGGAACUAUCUGGAAGAGAACAUCAAGCAGCGACCGCCUCUGUGGUUCAGCCUCACGCUGGGCUUUGGUGUGUUUUGGAUGCCUUAUCUUGCCUUGUGUGUGGCCUGCUUGGUCCUUGGCUUUGCAGUACCUGCCUACAUCUCCGUGAAUCUCCUGUUGUUGGAAUGCGCCAACAGUCUGCUCAUAGGUGUAGUGUUCUGGGUGAAGAGCAAGACGCGAGGGCCCUACAGCCAUCUACCAGAAAACGUGUGCACAUGGAGAGUUUACUGGCAUUUGAGCCAAGGAAUGCAACAGAAGCAACUCCCUGUAGCUGUGUUUAACCCAUCAAAAGGGAAGAACAACAGUUACUUCAAUGUGUGAGGAAAUGCAACAGACCUACACUUAUGAUGGAGGAAAGGGAGUUCAUAAAAAUGAAGACGCACCUGUGAAUAGUUUACCUGUGUGACUGCUGCUUAAGAUGCCUAAAGGGACUUAUGGCUGACUGCUAAAAAUCCUGGACACAUAAAGCAAAACGUUGCUGCAAACUGUUAUUCUUUGAAGAGUUGUUCUGUGGUUAUUAAGCUAAACUUUUAUAAAUGAAGAAAAAUAUGUUAUUUGUGGAGGAUUGAAUUUACUGCACACUCAAUACUCAAUAUAGACAUGAGGGAAAUGCUUUGUGACAACUUUCUGUUGUAAACAGUUGUGGUUUCAUAAACUUUUAAUAAAACAUAAUGAAAAACA
Messenger RNA from Stegastes partitus (bicolor damselfish), 1727 nucleotides. RefSeq names its product probable G-protein coupled receptor 160. The transcript has 2 exons. NCBI's taxonomy places the organism in Eukaryota, Metazoa, Chordata, Actinopteri, Pomacentridae. Gene Ontology annotation, cellular component: signaling receptor complex; plasma membrane. Bases 273 to 1367 code for a protein of 364 amino acids. The record is from RefSeq and is a predicted model, not a curated record.